Molecule: messenger RNA, 489 nt
Organism: Acanthosepion pharaonis
Lineage: Eukaryota; Metazoa; Mollusca; Cephalopoda; Sepiida; Sepiidae
Source: the annotation of a GenBank genome assembly
AUGUCUGUAGGAUCGAACCCAGGACAAAAAUGUUUAUAUUCUUUUGCUAUCAUCGUUCUGUCUUUUAAUUCGUUCUUUCUUCCCAUUUUCUCUAUUAUUCUUUCUUUACAUUUUCUUUUUUUUUUCUCGCGAAAUUUCAGUUUUUACACUUUCUUUCUUUCGUUCUUUUUUUCUUUCUUGCAUAUACUUAUAGUCUGUCCUUCUCUUUUCUGUCUGCUUUUCUUUUUUUCUCCCUUUAUUUCCUCUUUAUCUUUAGUUCUUUUUUUUAUUACUUUAUUUCCUACCGUUCUUUUGGUCUUUUUUCUUUUUUUACAUUUCGUUAUUAUGAGUAUCUCUCUUCUUUCCUUUACUUUCUUACUUGUAUAUCUCUAUUUAUUUCUAUUUUUUAUCCUUUUUUUUGUCUUCUUUAUUUAUUCUUUAUUUCUUUUCGUGUUAUUUUUUCUGUCGAUAUUUCGUUUCCUUUCAUAUUUUGUUUUAAAAAAAUUUUAA